UCUAAAAUAAAUAUUAUAUAAUAUAAUCCAAUAAUUACUUCAAAAUAUUUAUUAUAAUAAAAUAACACAAACACAAUAUUAUCGUUCAUAAUUUAUUUCAUUUUUAUAUUAUAGAAAUUCGAAAAUAAAUUGAGAAAUCUUCAACAUUCUUAUUAGAUCAAUCACAAAUUAAUUCUAGAGAUGAGUAAUAUUUGCGCAAGGUGUGAAAAAGUCGUGUAUCCCAUGGAAGAGCUUAGAGCUCUUGAUAAGAUAUACCAUAAAAAUUGUUUUCGUUGCACCGAAUGUGGAUGUACAUUAAACUUAAAGAACUACAAAGGAUACACCAAAAUGCCAUACUGCAAUGCUCACUAUCCUAAAGAUAAAGCUUCGGUUGUCAUUGAUACACCUGCCAACGUUACAGCUAUGCACAAUACACGUAUGCAAAGCAAUCUAAACUACCAUAAAGAUUUUGAAAAGCAGAAAGGAACCGGGGCUGGAGGAGUUUCGCGUCAUGCCCCUGGAGAAGAAGGUGCACCGGCUGAAACUGCAGCUGCUGCCGAAUAGAUGACUUGCUUUAUCUUUUUUUCACUCCAAUAAUUUUUUUUAAUUGAAAUUAUUUAUUAACAUUAGAUACGCCUUCUAAUUCAUAUUAUUAUAUGCCACAUCCAUAAUAAUAAUCGGCUUUCAAAUAUUAUCAUGAGUUAAUUCAUUUUAUUCGCGAUCGUACAAUCAAUGAAUAAAAUAAAAUGCAUACAAAGAAUAAAAAUUAUCUUAUCUUUACUUGGAUACGAAUAUUAAUUUAAUAUAUAUCUACCUUUAAUCAACAUAAUCUAGAUACUGAUUAAAUUUGAUUAUAAUUAUAUUCAAUAUUUUUUAUUUAAUUUAUAAAUAGCCAAAAAAUAGGUUUUUGGAAAUUCUCAUUUUAUCAUACCAAAAGAUUCUAUGAUUUGCAUAUAUUAUUUUUUAUAUUUUAUUUGUAACUUCUCUUUUUUGAAAAUUUUCAAUUAUAUAAAAACUAUAUAAACAAAAUUCAUUAUUGUUUUUCACUAAGCAAUAAAAAUUAUAUAAACGAUAUAAUUAUGUAUGCUAAGAUAAUAAUAAACUAUCCCUUAUGUA
Molecule: messenger RNA, 1095 nt
Organism: Gordionus sp. m RMFG-2023
Lineage: Eukaryota; Metazoa; Nematomorpha; Gordioida; Chordodea; Parachordodidae
Product: LIM and SH3 domain protein F42H10.3-like
Exons: 5
Coding region: 181-543 (120 amino acids)
Cellular component (GO): focal adhesion
Molecular function (GO): actin filament binding
Source: RefSeq, a predicted model, not a curated record